AUGUAUUGGAAACCCUCGUUCUCCGUCACGCUGUACGGCUGCAAAGCUUUACAAAUGAACAGCCAGCUGGUGCUAACACCUCCCCACAAUCCACUGCACCCCUCCCCACAAUCCACUGCGAAAAGGGUGAAUGCGCACGCACGGUCGCUGAAUGCGCGCUCCCGACCCCGCUGUAGCCACAUCGCGGAUCAGCGAAGCAGAGAGGAGUCACUGGAGCGCAGGAAGGAGCAGACGCUGGGAGUGGAGCGUAUCGUGCGGGUUAUAUACAGCUAA
Molecule: messenger RNA, 273 nt
Organism: Knipowitschia caucasica
Lineage: Eukaryota; Metazoa; Chordata; Actinopteri; Gobiiformes; Gobiidae
Source: the annotation of a GenBank genome assembly